Molecule: messenger RNA, 2314 nt
Organism: Schistocerca serialis cubense
Lineage: Eukaryota; Metazoa; Arthropoda; Insecta; Orthoptera; Acrididae
Product: facilitated trehalose transporter Tret1-like
Exons: 8
Coding region: 268-2214 (648 amino acids)
Biological process (GO): carbohydrate transport; transmembrane transport
Cellular component (GO): membrane
Molecular function (GO): sugar transmembrane transporter activity
Source: RefSeq, a predicted model, not a curated record
UUCGUACUUGGCGGAGUAUCUUUGCGCGAAAGAGUGUUACUACCACCAGCAGUGCAUUCUUAGCAGCUGUCAGUGAAGAGUCAUAGAAGAUCGCCAAAUAAAACGGUUUUCGUCAUUGGGCCAUUGAUUCAAUGUGUUUACCGUGACAGACAACAGGGGACUACUUUUGUUGACGUAUCGGCAUCUGUGUGAUUAUUCUGUCCUCUUUUGAUAUUGGACCUUGUUUUUUGAACUUUACUUGUGUCUGGGACUUCAUCAACAAUCAUCAUGGAGAGCCUUUAUCAGCGCCUAUUCACCUCGCCCCGGAAGCAGAGGUUCACAACGUAUACGAGCUCAUCCGAGGCGCUCCUGAAGCGCGGCGGCAGCCCACCAUCGACGGCGGCUUCAUCGCGGCUGACCGUACUCACCAACUCUGGCAUCAGCAUCGUGUCGCUCGACCAGCGCCAGAAGAAGAACCAGCGCCCCAACCAGCACGAACUGCAACAGCUGACGCAUCAGCAACAGCAGCAGGACCAGCUACAGCAGCAGCAGCAGCAGCAGCAAGAGCAAGAACAGCAGCAGCUGGAGCUCCAGCAGCAGCAGGAACGCAAACGGCAACAGUACAAGGACGAGAGCAUGGCGACCCAGCGGGAACUGAACCUGCUGCUGGCGGCGGAACUGGCGCCAGUGGCGUCGCAGGAGGACAAGAAGCUGGCGGCGUCGCAGGAGGCGCACGUGAUCGCGUGCAGCCGCCUGUCUGGCCUUUCGGGGCUGGUCGACACCAAGCAGAUCGACACGGUCGAGGAUGGUGACGUCCCCGCGAGGGUGGGCCGCGGGCACCUCUGGACACAGGUGCUGGCAUCUGUGUCCGUGUCCAUAGGAUCUCUCGUGGUUGGAUUUUCUUCCGCCUACACAUCACCAGCACUUGCAUCCAUGAAAGCCGACACUAACAGCACGAUCACCGUUGAUAAACAACAGGAAUCCUGGAUAGGCAGCCUGAUGCCGCUGGCGGCCUUGCUGGGAGGCGUCGCAGGCGGCCCUCUGAUCGAAGCCAUCGGCAGAAAGACGACGAUCUUGGCCACGGCCAUUCCGUUCAUCAUCUCGUUCCUGCUGAUCGGGCUGGCCGUGAACGUGCCCAUGAUCCUAGCGGGCCGCUCCAUCGCCGGCUUCUGCGUGGGCAUCGCGUCGCUCUGCCUGCCCGUGUACAUGGGCGAGACGGUGCAGGCCGAAGUGCGCGGCAUGCUCGGCCUCAUCUCGACCACGUUCGGCAACCUGGGCAUCCUGCUGUGCUACGCCAUCGGCAACUGCCUCAACUGGUGGAAGCUGGCGCUCUUCGGCGCCUGCCUGCCCGUGCCCUUCCUCGUCUGCACGUGCUUCGUGCCGGAGACGCCGAGAUGGUACAUCUCCAAGAACAAAAACAAGAGAGCGCACAAGGCGCUGCAGUGGCUGAGAGGCAAGGACGCAGACGUGACGGCAGAGCUGCACGAGAUCGAGAAGAACCACCUGGACUCGAUCAAGAACGCGCCCGCGUCUGCCCUCGACCUCUUCAACAGGAACAACAUCAAGCCCAUCACGGUCAGCAUAGGCCUCAUGUUCUUCCAGCAGCUUAGCGGUAUCAACGCGGUCAUCUUCUACACCGUCGACAUCUUCAGGGAUGCUGGCAGCACGAUCGACGGAAACCUCAGCACCAUCAUCGUGGGCAUUGUCAACCUCGGCUCCACAUUCAUCGCGACUGCACUGAUCGACCGCCUCGGCCGCAAGGUGUUGCUGUACAUCUCUGCCAUCUCGAUGAAUCUGUCCCUCCUCGCUCUGGGAGCGUUCUUCUUCCUUAAAGACACGGGAUACGACGUGGAAGACUACGGCUGGCUGCCGCUGGCCAGUUUCGUCAUCUUCGUCAUCGGGUUCUCGCUAGGAUUCGGGCCUAUCCCGUGGCUCAUGAUGGGGGAGAUCCUACCAGCCAAGAUUAGAGGACCGGCAGCGUCCAUCGCCACGGCUUUCAACUGGGCGUGCACCUUCAUCGUCACCAAGACUUUCAGCGAUCUCAAGGAAGCAGUAGGUCCGUACGGAGCGUUCUGGAUUUUCGCCACCAUCUGCUUCUUCUCGCUGAUUUUCGUGAAAUUCUGCGUUCCCGAGACGCAGGGCAAGAGCCUCGAGGACAUCGAGAGGAAGUUCAACGGACCCGUCAGGCGAAUGAGCUCGAUCGCCAACCUGAAGCCUAUGCCGAUGGCCGUCUGACGAAAUUGUAAGGCUCUGUAUAUGAUGUUCUCCGAGCCGUCGCGAGCCGACGACUGCUGGCCGCGCGAGACCGGCGUGGAAUAAAGGAACUGAAAUCAAA